AUGUUUCAUAUGGGGAAGUGCAUGAAGCCACACAGGAGCUUCGCCGUGGUGUGCUACGAUUUCCGAGAGUUUGGUGGCCUUAUUUCAGUAGCAUAUGUGACAGUCAGCAGCUUCUCUGACAUAAUUGAUGUGUUUUUCUGCAACAUUGCCCUUGCCGAUGCUGACAUGCACGUCAAAUUCUUGUAUCCGCUCGUGGCCCACUUUGUGAACGCCACUGAUUACACCGAGGCGCAUAGCCUUUUAGCUCUUCUCUCUUCGUGCAACAGGAAAUUCUUAUCAGAGCCUCCUACGCGGCACCGUGGCAAUUCGUCAGGGCUCACAGCCAGGAUGCCUCAGGCGGCAGAAAUGUCGCUGUAUGGACCGGAGAUGGUCGAGACUAGUAUAUCCCUAAAUGGUCUGUACGAAUACGAGCCUUUGCCAAGCAAAACCCACACUCGCCUCUUGAUCCUCAGCCAUGGCACAGGCGAAGACAUUCUGAUCGGCAACAUCAAGACGGUUGACCUCGACGCCUCAGACCUGGACUCGUUUGAGGCGAUAUCCUAUGUCUGGGGCUCGGAUGAAAAGGAGCAGUCAAUCCUCAUCGACGGGAGGCCUUUGCCGAUCACGAACAGCUUGAGAGAGGCGCUUCUUCAAACGAGGCUCCCAGAGAAGCCUCGCACUCUAUGGGCUGAUUCCAUCUGCAUCAAUCAGGAUGACACCAUCGAAAAAGGUCAUCAAGUCUUCGCUAUGGGCCGCAUUUACAAGGCGUCUCGCCGAACACUCAUAUGUCUCGGACUCGAACCGCAUCAUGCAGAAAAGGCUCGCGAAGCUGCCGCACUGAUAAAUGAGGUCGCGGCCAUGAUCGAGGACAUUCUGCGAGACCUAGCGUUCACAGACGAAUAUGAUACCUUCCCCUGGCCCUCAGAAGAUGACCCACUUGUGGUUGAUACCAGAUGGUUGUCAGCCCGGGAAUUUCUGGUUCGCCACCUGUGGUUUGAACCUCCUUCGCGGCGAUCAGAACUGGAACCACUCACUGACAUCCGCGCACUCCAUUCGAAUAAUUUCAAUCUCCGUCGACGAGAAGAAGCCCGGGCUUUCGUGGACCAAAGCUUGGAAUCGAAUAAUCAAGCCAGUACCACGCUCUCACUUCUGCAGAACGCCCGGAGGAUGAAGCUCACAGACCCAAGAGAUAGAAUCUACGCGUUCAUGGCUCUGGAGACCCGGGACGGAGUAAUGGCGGGGUUGAAUCUCCAGCCAGAUUAUGCGCGGCCGCACCAAGAGGUCUUCUACGAAUUUGCCGUCAGGUACCUUGAAAGGACUUCAGACUUGAAGAUUCUGACUCACGUGGAUCAUGAGGAGGAGGGCCUGAAUAGACUCUCUGGCGUGCCUUCCUGGGUCCCACAAUGGGACAACGGGGCGAAUGCCGCCCCCCUUCACUCUCACGACUUCUGUGAACCAUUCUUUUUCAGCAACCAGCAACCUGGCAUCACAAAUAUAAUAGACGGAUCUGAACUUCGACUACGAGGGGUGCUUGUAGGCCCUGUUCGGUAUGCAUCCAGGAGAAUUGUGAAGAACCUCGAUGAUCCAACUGCAGAAGUGCUUACAUUGUGGUGGGAGGUCAUGGCAGAAAUGAUCAAGGGCUCAGGGCCGCUCAAGGAACAUCUGGCGCUUGCUUUCAUUGACGCAAUCUGCGUUGGGCGGUUCAGGGGUGAAGAGGCAGCGUGGAAGGAGGCUGAAAAAGGGUUGGCACGAUAUCUGGAGCUCAACAAAGAUGCAGACCAAUUGCAGAAAUCCCUGCAAGAUCCUCGAAUCUAUCAAGACGCUCACAGGGUCUUGCUUUUGGCUAUCGACCGUUCGGACAAUAGACGUGUUGUUGUCUUGCAGCAAGGUUUUAUCGGAGUCACUUCAGCUGCUGCUCGCCAAGGUGAUCUGUGCGCUUUCAUCAGUGGGUUAUGCUGCCCACUCAUCCUACGCCCUGUAUCUGGCAAAGCUGAUCAUUACAUGCUUGUUGGAAACGCGUAUGUUGUUCGUGGAACGUUUGUAGCCGAUGGCGAGGUCUCCACUCUGCGUUUGCAUGAAGACCACGAGGACUGGAUUGAGGAGUAUCUACCAGCCCAGAAUAUCAUUCUCGUGUAG
This is a messenger RNA of Diaporthe amygdali, 2115 nucleotides long. RefSeq lists its product as uncharacterized. NCBI's taxonomy places the organism in Eukaryota, Fungi, Ascomycota, Sordariomycetes, Diaporthales, Diaporthaceae. The record is from RefSeq and is a predicted model, not a curated record. The transcript is spliced from 6 exons. The coding region runs from base 1 to 2115 and encodes 704 amino acids.